Messenger RNA from Magallana angulata, 4113 nucleotides. RefSeq names its product adhesion G protein-coupled receptor B1-like. Gene Ontology annotation, cellular component: membrane. The coding region runs from base 130 to 3675 and encodes 1181 amino acids. The transcript has 31 exons. The record is from RefSeq and is a predicted model, not a curated record. NCBI's taxonomy places the organism in Eukaryota, Metazoa, Mollusca, Bivalvia, Ostreida, Ostreidae. Gene Ontology annotation, molecular function: G protein-coupled receptor activity. Gene Ontology annotation, biological process: adenylate cyclase-activating G protein-coupled receptor signaling pathway; cell surface receptor signaling pathway; cell-matrix adhesion.
CUUUUACAAUUUUGUUAUAUUUUACAUAUACUAUGAUUAGUCUUUCAGGUCAGAAACUGUUGUGAGAUUGGUAUGCACUGAUACAUUAGUACACACGUCAAAAGUAAACAGCUAAACCGGCUACCAACCAUGCAUUUCCAAUUCGUGAUAGCAUUAUCUUCCAUAAUGCUAUCUACCACAGUUACUGGUUUUCCGCUCAGUCAAUUUUAUCCUUUUGGCUCGGCUGUAGGAGACAUCAUUUUACCCUCCAAUGAUGAUGAAUCUACUCCUAGUAUUUAUGUAUCGGUACCUUUUCCGUUCUUUGGGUCAUCAUACAGUUCCAUCUAUGUCAAUAAUAACGGUUACGUUACAUUUGAUCCCGCAUUGAAGCAGUUUAUCGCACAAGCCUUUCCUAUAAAUGGAUCACAUAAAAUGAUUGCUGCAUUUUGGACGGACAUAGAUACUGAUCCGGGAGGGUCUCUGUGGUAUCGAACAACAACAGAUUCAACCACUUUACAAAACGGAACAAACACUGUCCGUACUGUAUUUCCUAGCUUUGGUACCUUUUCUGCAACAUGGAUGAUGAUCGUCACUUGGAAUGACGUGGCUGCAUAUGACUGUUCUGAUACCGGUGCAAUCAAUUGUCAGCAGAGGAACACAUUCCAGCUCGUUUUAAUCUCAAACGAAGUUCAUUCAUUUGCUGUAUUCAUGUAUAAUGUAAUUAACUGGACAAACAAAGCUGAGGCUGGGUACAAUGCCGGUGAUGGAAUACAUUACUAUUCCGUUCCUGGAUCUAUGACAGAGAGUAUGUUAAAUCUCCCUCAAGCAUCGAACGUUGGUGUACCUGGCCAGUUUGUCUUCAUGGUGGAUAAGAAAACGACUGAUGUUAUACCACAAAUCCUCACCUUUGAAAGCAACAGCUCAGUACUGCGUGAAGGAAAGUCUGCCUGGUUGAAUUUAGAUUUAAGAGGAAAUACAAUGUACGAAGUUCAAUGGUUUCAUAGUGGAUACUUGAUUAGUAAUUCAACAAGAAGAUACAAACUGACGUCAUUUGAAACACAAACAAACACUUCUUUACACACCUUGCAAAUUAACGACGUUUUAAAAAGAGAUGAAGGAGAAUGGAAAAUCAUAGUGAAAAAUAGUGUUAUGGAUAUAUCCAGCCAUUUGAAUCUUACAGUUAUUCCUAGAUUGUUGCUUAUUAUGACACCACAGUACGACUUUUCUAUUAUGAUGGGUGAGAAAAUUAAUCUUCAAUGUACAGUCAGUAACCCCGAGUCAUUGCGAGAUGCUGCUAAUGGAAGUCUCGUGAUGACUAAAGAUGGCACUGUGUUAUCAGGUCUUAUAAGUUCAAACUUGUCAACAACAUGGACCAAAACUACAGCAAUGGAAGAUGAUACUGGUAGAUACACAUGUACACAUUCAAGCUACCAGGACCCUAUGUAUGUUUCUGUGAAUGUUACUGUCUUUAAACCAGAACAAAAUAGAUGUGAAAGCGAAUGGUCAGAUGGAAUACUAUGGAACAUUACACUUGCAAACACAACGAAAGAGGAACCCUGUCCUUCCAAACAGAAAGGAAUGGCAACAAGAUAUUGUACACAGCUUGGAGUGUGGGAAUCUCCAAGUUUUAUCAAAUGCACUACUGAAGCUUUCAUAAUAGCUUUAUCGCAGAUUGAUGAAAUAAUAGAAGAUGGACUUGACGGAUUGGAAAACACUGAGAAAGUUCAGGAAGUAAUCAACGACACUCUAAAAUUGAUGAAAAACCUAACAUCGUCGACCUUUGAACUUAGUGCUGGGGAUCUGAGCGCCUCUCUGGACGUUUUAGACAAAAUUGUCAACGUCACAAAUUCUACAGGGUCAGCAAUCGAAAAAGAGGUGUUUUAUGCUGUAAUUGACAAUGUUUUAUCAACAAAUAACACAAAAUCGUGGGCGGCUGUAAGUGAAAAGACGGAUAAAGACGCAAGCUCCAUUCUGAAGAAUAUGGAUCGCAUUAGUGAGAUUGUGAUUCAAAGCGGCAAUAUUACGGCAUCCCAAUUCAGUGGCUUAAAUUUCGAGCUAACUGUAAACAAAACGAACUUAGAUGAAAAUGGAAUAUGUUUCCCCGAUGUAUCACCAUGCAACAAGACUAAAAUCAAAGAACAAAAUCCGACUUUUCUUGAACUACCAAAACAAAACAUGGAAGCAGAAAGUGCCAUAAACUAUGUUGCUGUUGUAUAUAAAACAAUGUCAGAUAUUUUGCCAUCCGCUUCAGAUAGCGGUCAGAAUGGAGGGAAUUCAGUGCAGAAAUCGAAGACAGCAACAUUUGUCAAUUCUCAGAUACUAUCUCUUACCACGCAAAAAGACUUAGGAGAAUUGGAUCCAAACCUGACUUUAACAUUUCGGCACAUAACAAAUAAUGAAUUUACUAAAAUCGAAGCAAGUUGCGUAUCUUGGGAUUUUACCAUUAGCAAAUGGACAAAAGAAGGAUGUUACGUCAUACAAAGUGGUCAAAACAAAACAGUCUGCCAAUGCAGCCACCUUACCAAUUUUGCCAUUUUAAUGAGACCGUAUUUUCCUGUGACAGAAGAUCAACCAUUGUUAAAAACAAUGUCUUUGGUUGGGGUGAUUCUCUCCAUAUCAUUUACAGCUUUUACAUUUAUUAUCUACAUCAUGACGUGGAGAUACAUCAAAAGUGACCAAAACAUCAUCAUGAUGAAUCUCUGUGGAUCGCUUAUUCUUUCCUAUGUGAUAUUUAUAUCAGCUGUUGAACAGAAAAGUAAUGAGGCCGCGUGCAUUGCAAUCACUUCAGUUAUCCACUACCUUUUCCUGGUCACAUUCUUUAGUAUGCUAGGAAUGGGUGUAUAUUACUUUAUGAGUAUAACAGUCACCUACUAUGCGAUGUAUGUGGCAAACAACUUUAAGUCUAAAUCUAGAGUCCAGUGGUUCUUGUUAGCAAUAUGGGGUGUCCCUUUCCUUAUUACAACAACAACUCUUGGAGCGUUUUGGGGAGAAGGUUAUCACCUAGAAUCUUAUUGCUGGCUGAGCAUCGAAAGUGGCUCUCUCUAUAUGUUUAUCAUUCCAGUCUGUCUCAUAUGCGUGUUAAACAUACUGAUAAUUGUCUCACUGGUAAGAGUAUUGUGUGCUUCAAGCGCAAUGAUGAAGUCUUCACUGCAGAAAAAGGCAACAUCCGGUCUGCGAUCACUUGGGACGCUUCUACCAGUGCUAGGGGUCACCUGGUUAUUCGGAAUUCUGGCCGUUAACGAAAAUGCAGAUGUUUUUCAGUAUAUUUUUGUCAUUGCAAAUUCACUACAGGGUUUUUUCAUAUUUGUUUCGCAUGUAUUGUUGAACAAAAAGGUAAUACAAGGUUUAAGGAACAGAUACCCAGUCAUCAGUUCUCUUAAAAGUAAAGCUGAACACGGCAAACCGGAAGCUGAUUCUGCUUCCCAAAGUCAGUCGACUUCUAAAUCUAAUUCAGCGUUGGUGACAACAAAGAAAAAGAGUAUAUUUCAAAGAAUUCUUGAUAGUAAAGAAGAAAAUUUGGAUUUGACAGAAAGAACAAUAUCUACUGAUAUUCAUUCAAGUGUUACCCACGAAAAAAACUCUGCCGUGCCUGAGAAUAAAUCUACUAAUCUCACUGUAACACUUUUAGCAGAGGAGAACAGAGGAUUUCGGUUUUCCUUCAUUUUAAACCUGUGGCAGAAGAGAAGUGUACAGUGACAAAAAUGUUAAAAGAAGUUUCAACAAAAACAAACUUUCUUUUCUAACCUCUAGCAGUUCACAAUUAUAAAAUACACUUUAAGACUUUGCAUAUUUUACAUUCAAUUAGAAUUCAUGAACUAUUUCAAACAACUAUUUAACCGUGCUGCGUCACAAAUAUUAGGACUGAGAAUUGUUAAUGUCGUAUCUAAAGUCAAAACUUUCAUUGCCUGUCUUGUCUUUUAACUCCUUUCUCCAACACACUCGUGUAGUUCUGUAGGCAACGGGAAAAAAGCUAUUUUCUAUUAAAGAUACAGUCCUAAAAUGUGUGCAUUUAAGCAACUGAUGAAUAUUUGAUGCGUCUAUAUUCCAGUGCAUCCGGAGUCUUUUACAUCUAAAUAAACUGUUUUUCUCAUACAAUAGUAUGCAGUAUUCAUAUUAUGAAUUUUUUACCUUUUU